UAUAAUCCAAUACUCUCCUAUCUUUGUUGACUGGAAAACAAGCAGCAAAUAUGAAGGAUCUGGACGCAACACUAGGCUACAUGGAAAAUGCACGCUUCAACUACAUGUAUGGAAAUGAAGUGGCACGCGAGCACUCAUCAUUCACGAAGACGCAGUUGCUCUGCAUCGCCAUGAUCUAUCACAAGUUUGUGCUGCGAAAUGGACCGAAGGCCAAGUUUAUGACUCAAUUGCAGCUGAGCAACAUGAUCAUGGAUUUGUUUAAGGUGAAGGACUCCGAUAUUAACAGACGCAUUGUUCUUAUCGUGAGUCACGAUCCCGACUGUACAGAUCCGAAAUUCUUACCGAAUCGCCACUGUACUUUGGCCAGUUUUAUUCGAAUGAUUGGUGUCUACUUCACAAACGAUCUGGAGAAGCGUAUGCGAUUUGCGUUCAGUAUCUAUGAUGAACUCGGUUUUGGAUAUCUAAGUCGUCAGCAAAUGAUGCGAUACGUGAACAAAUUCUUCAUUUCCAAUGACGAGGAUGAGGUUUUCGAAUUGCGUUUAGAUAUGCUGGAACUUCUGUUCCGCAAAUUUGAUACGGAUAAGGACCUGAACAUCACUUUUGUCCAAUACUCCAAGAUUGUGCGCAAGCAACCAGCGAUGUUGGAAUUCCUUGGAAAUAUCUUUCCAUCACAAGCACAAUUAAAUUGUAUUGCGUUGUGCUUCAAUUUACUUCCCUGAAAAAUGAUUUAUUUUUUGUUACCGAGAAUGUUUCUUUUUAGCUUUGCCAAAAUUGCUUAAAUUAAUUGAAUUGAGAAUUUUGUACAUUUUUAUAAUA
This is a messenger RNA of Drosophila grimshawi, 816 nucleotides long. Its product is annotated as EF-hand calcium-binding domain-containing protein 1. Bases 51 to 719 code for a protein of 222 amino acids. The transcript has 3 exons. The record is from RefSeq and is a predicted model, not a curated record. Gene Ontology annotation, molecular function: calcium ion binding. Lineage: Eukaryota; Metazoa; Arthropoda; Insecta; Diptera; Drosophilidae.